GAACCUCACUCUGACAUUUCUCCUCUGUUGCAGGUGAACUCAUCUCCACGUCAGAAUGUUCUCCUACCUGCGCAAGAAGCUGAACCGUCACCUGGUAAAGCGCCAACGCCGCCGCAGGGCGCGGCUGGUGUCCAAGGAUGGAAGGUGCAACAUUGAAUUCGGCAACGUGGAAGAGCAAUCCAGGAUAGCCUUCCUGGCAGACAUCUGGACCACCGUCCUGGACCUGAGGUGGAGGUACAAGAUGACCAUCUUUAUUUCGGCCUUCCUGGGGAGCUGGUUUUUCUUCGGCUUGCUUUGGUAUGCCGUCGCCUACCUGCACAAGGACCUCCCGGAGUUUAACCCCGCGGUCAACCACACCCCAUGCGUGGAGAAUAUCAACGGCCUGACCUCCGCCUUUCUCUUCUCCCUGGAGACCCAGGUGACCAUUGGCUACGGGUUCCGCUGCGUGACGGAGCAGUGCGGCACGGCCAUUUUCCUACUGGUCAUUCAGUCCAUCUUGGGCGUGAUCAUUAACUCGUUCAUGUGUGGAGCCAUCCUGGCCAAGAUCUCCAGGCCCAAAAAAAGGGCAAAAACCAUAACCUUCAGCAAAAACGCCGUCAUCAGCAAGCGAGGCGGGAAGCUUUGCCUUCUCAUCCGGGUCGCAAACUUAAGGAAGAGCCUGCUGAUAGGGAGUCACAUAUACGGCAAGUUGCUGAAAACCACGGUGACGCCGGAGGGAGAGACCAUCAUCCUGGACCAGGUAAACAUCGACUUCACGGUGGACGCCGGAAACGAGAACCUCUUCUUCGUGUCGCCGUUGACCAUCUACCACAUCAUCGAUAUAACCAGCCCGUUCUUCGAGAUGUCAGCCGAGACUCUCCUGCAGCACGACUUCGAGUUGGUGGUCUUUCUGGACGGGACGGUGGAGGCCACCAGUGCCACCUGUCAGGUGCGCACGUCCUACACCCCCGAGGAGGUGCUCUGGGGGUUUCGCUUCGCUCCGAUCGUGUCCAAAACCAAAGAGGGCAAAUACCGCGUGGACUUCAGCAACUUCGGCAAGACGGUGGAGGUGGAGACGCCUCACUGCGCCUUCUGCCUCUGCAACGAAAAGGAGGCCAAAGCCAAGGAGGCCAAAGCCAAGGAGGCCGAAGCCAAAGCCAAGGUGAGCAAAGGAUACGAUAACCCGGCCUUCGUCCCGGAGGUUCUGGAGGCCAUAGAAACCAGCGAAACCAAAAUGUGAAAACACGAAAAA
Molecule: messenger RNA, 1231 nt
Organism: Nanorana parkeri
Lineage: Eukaryota; Metazoa; Chordata; Amphibia; Anura; Dicroglossidae
Gene: KCNJ1
Product: potassium voltage-gated channel subfamily J member 1
Exons: 1
Coding region: 56-1219 (387 amino acids)
Biological process (GO): regulation of monoatomic ion transmembrane transport; potassium ion import across plasma membrane
Cellular component (GO): plasma membrane
Molecular function (GO): ATP-activated inward rectifier potassium channel activity
Source: RefSeq, a predicted model, not a curated record